UAGAGGCUCCAAGGUUCAAGCUUUUCUAUCCGCGUGUAUUGUGCAUGCCGAAACUUGGCCACAUCUAGUAAAUAUAUCCUACCAAGACCCACAGCGUUGACGAACGGGGCGGACAAACAGAAUAAUGUAAUGGGGAUGCUGAUAAGAGGGAACUGAAGACUACCUACGGACUAACGCAGGGGUUAGGAAAGCUAGAUUAUUAGUAUCUGCUACAUCGUAUCUCUUUUUAUUCCCUCUAUUCACUUUUACUUUUCUUCUUCUCAUUUUCAUCUGCUCGAGUAAUAUGUAUAGCAAGCAUAUGCUGCUCACAGUACCGCUUCUAGUACGGCCAUAACUCGAGUCUUGACUUAUACGACGCCUCCGUACGGCUACCUUCGGCAGUACAUGAAGUAGCUGACUCGAAUGCUCUUAUUUAUAACUUGUCUCGGUUAAUCGAGUAGUUAGAAAGAAAAAGAAGAAUCAGUGAGAAAUAAGAAGCGAUACGAAUAAUACGAAUGGUAUUACGAUAUCAACGACGAUGGACGAGAUUAAACAACAGCAACCACGGCGGCGCGGCAGCGUGAAUCAUAGCAUUGAUCAUAGCAUUGCCCUUCAAGAUGAUGCUGCUGCGCUGGCGCACUUGGGACACAAGCAGGAACUCAAGCGUAACUUCUCUAUGAUUUCAAUGUUGGGACUAGCUUUUGCUAUCCUUAACACCUGGACCGCCCUCGCCGCCUCCAUCACCCUCGCCUUACCAUCCGGCGGCCCCAGCGCUGUCAUUUGGGGCCUUCUUGUUGCCGGCGUAUGCAACUUGUGCCUUGCCGCCUCCCUCGCCGAAUUCCUCUCCGCGUGGCCGACCGCCGGAGGGCAAUAUCACUGGGCGGCUAUUAUUGCGUGGAAGAACUGGAGCCGCAGCAUAAGUUAUGCGACGGGCUGGAUCAACGUCAGCGGCUGGGUUGCGCUGACGGCCACGGGGGGCUUGCUCGGCAGUACGUUUAUAAUAAAUAUAAUUUCGCUGUUGCACCCAAACUACGAGACCGAGUCCUGGCAUCAAUUCCUGAUUUAUAUCGUCUUCACGCUGAUCGCGCUCUUUAUCAAUGCCUUCUCGACGCGUCUGCUACCGCUAUUCACCAAGGCCGCCUUCUUCUGGAGCCUGGCGGGUUUCGUGGUGAUUAGUAUCACGAUCCUAGCUUGCGCAUCCCCCGAAUACCAGAGCGGUAAAUUCGUGUACGGCGACUUCAUCAACGAGGUCGGCUGGCCCGACGGUAUGGCCUGGAUGUUGGGGCUGCUACAGGGUGCCUUCGCACUCACGGGCUUUGAUGCCGUGGCUCAUAUGAUAGAAGAAAUCCCGAACCCGCAAGUAAGCGGCCCACGUAUCAUGCUGGCUUGUAUUGGCAUUGGAAUGAUAACCGGCUUCAUAUUCCUGAGCUGUCUUCUCUUCUGCGUAAACGAUAUUGAGGCGGUGAUCGAGUCGAGCGCAGGACCGUUGCUCCAGAUAUUCAUGGACGCAACACGCAGCCCAGCAGGCAGCGUAUGCCUACUCAUGUUCCCGCUCGUGUGUAUGUUGUUCACGACCACAACGCUGAUGACGACAAGCAGCCGCAUGUCAUACGCGUUCGCGAGAGAUCGCGGGCUCCCGUUCAGCAGAAUCCUAGCGCAAGUGCAUCCACGCCUAGAUGUUCCGCUAAACGCGCUGCUGUGGACUGCUGCUUGGGUGGUGGUAUUCGGUUGUAUCUUCCUCGGGUCUAGUAGCACGUUCAACGCUAUUACAUCGGCCUCUGUCGUCGCUCUCGGCGUUACGUAUGCCAUCCCACCGUCUAUUAAUGUACUCCGCGGGCGUAGAAUGCUACCGGAAGAUCGAGCAUUCAAGCUGCCGGGAGCCCUGGGCUGGAUUUUUAAUCUGAUCGGCAUUGGCUGGACGAUCCUGACGACGGUACUAUUCGUCUUCCCGCCCGAGUUACCCGUCACAAGCGAAAACAUGAAUUACUGCAUCGUAGCGUUUGGUGUGAUAUUGUUGAUUGCCGGAGUCACGUGGAUAUUCGAUGGGCGCAAAAACUAUAAAGGGCCGCAUGUGGAGGUAGAAGGACGAGAAGGGAAGGUUGAGGGCAUAGAAGCCGUGCUCGAGCCCAGUGAUGGUAGCGAUAAAACCAAGUGAUGGUAGCGAUAAGACCAAAGGUGUAGCCUAGGGAGCUUGGUGUUAAAAUGAAGUUUUCUAAUAAGAGGCUUUAUGGGCUUAGAUAAAAGUAGACAUGGCAUAUAAUACCUAGCAGGUUAAUCUAUAUCAAGGAAUUAUACGAAUUAUAUGAUGUGUUAGGCAUAACGAGCCGGGCUUCCAUAAGUCGCGUUAUAUGUAAAUAAUAAAGUAAACCAAUGCAUAUAUUUUAUGCAUUGCCGACGAUGACGAUGACG
Daldinia decipiens is the source of this 2388-nucleotide messenger RNA. Its product is annotated as amino acid transporter. Gene Ontology annotation, cellular component: membrane. Bases 518 to 2134 code for a protein of 538 amino acids. Gene Ontology annotation, biological process: amino acid transport; transmembrane transport. The transcript is spliced from 3 exons. NCBI's taxonomy places the organism in Eukaryota, Fungi, Ascomycota, Sordariomycetes, Xylariales, Hypoxylaceae. The record is from RefSeq and is a predicted model, not a curated record. Gene Ontology annotation, molecular function: transmembrane transporter activity.